Molecule: messenger RNA, 1761 nt
Organism: Fusarium coffeatum
Lineage: Eukaryota; Fungi; Ascomycota; Sordariomycetes; Hypocreales; Nectriaceae
Exons: 4
Coding region: 1-1761 (586 amino acids)
Source: RefSeq, a predicted model, not a curated record
AUGUCGAAUAGUUACAGUCGGCCAAACGGUCACUACGAUCCAGUGCAUUCUGCUUCAGGCCCUUGGGUACCCCAUCCGCUGUCACAAAACCCAGCUCCUUACCCAUGGCCAGUACCAAACCCGAACCUACCUCACCUCUAUUCACAUCAUGUUGGACCGCCUGCGCCUAACUCUGGUCCAGAUACAUAUAGUCAACCUGCAGCUAUGUUACCACCUCUCCAAAACCUGCCCGCUUCCGGUUCGUUUUCAGGCAACAUGCAUGGGCCAAUAUCACCACGAUUCCACAGUCACCCUCAAUCGUAUCGCAGCAGUAUGCCGCUCCCCGUUCCGCCAAUACACGCAAGCACCGGCAGUCACAGCCACGACGCAGCGUUUGCAAACCAAAUUCCAAGUAACACAGAUAUGGAGUGGCAGUCACAUAUACCGGGAAACCCAGGCCCGGAAGUCUAUUCAAUGCAUCAAUCGAAUUACCCGUAUGCUGAUCCUGGCAUGAAUCACUUUGGCCACAACCACAACCACGGCAACGCUUACCUUCCACAUUUUGUAUCAGCCCCCCAGCCACCACCACCACAUUUUCCAACGCCGACAAGACGAAAUCAUCCCUCAAGUGGCUCUCCUAUCACCAGGGGGUUUGGCAGUAUUCUUCCUUCCCCCAACAGACCUGCCCCUCCCUCGUCCGGAUUUCGCAGAACCAACCCACGACAACGCAGAUCAGCUUCAUUGCGCAGCAUGGCGGCAGAAGUCGGACGCGAGGAUGGCGAUGAAGAAUCCUUUGGCAUCGCAGAGUAUGGACGUCGCAGUCCAGGUGGCUAUUCAGAAGAAACGGAAGAGAUGAUGGUCCGGCAUAUGCAGAUUGCCAGAGGCAUGUCGAACAAGUUGGUGGCUUCAAAACUUACACUCCGAUCGCUCCAGAGCGUCAAGCUUGAGGAGUUGCCCGAGGCAGAUCGAAGUUGUGUCAUUUGCUAUAAUGAGUAUGGUGCCGAGACUCCUGAGGGUAUCAACGAGGCCCCCCUUCGCUUGCCGAAAUGUGGACAUGUCUUUGGCGACCAUUGCAUCAAGAAGUGGUUUGAAGAUUCGGAUAGCUGUCCGUACUGCCGGGACAAGCUUCAUUCAGAACCAAAGACACAGCCCGCUACUUCUACUAGAGCAUUCGUAAACAUGCUAAGAUCCAGAGGCGUGCCCACUAGUAGCUGGGGACCAGAAGAAUUAUCAGAUAUCAUUCGUCUCGGAUCUCACUAUGCAGGAGGUCGACGAAUCGACUCUCCGACUCGACACGCGUCGGCACAAACAGCAAGAAGAUCGCCACCUACAGAAGGUGGUGAACACCAGCACCGACGGACUCGGGCACGCCACAGUAGUUCAAACACGCAUGAUGCUGCACCUUUGCCUGAAACCCGCAACCGAACAGCUUCCCGGGAAACGCCUACGCAGCCCGCUGCACCUGGCAUUGAACUGCCCUCGAUACGACAGCAAGUUGAACAAUUGCCGGUGGAAGGACAGAUCCAGGAAUGGAGGCGGGGUAACGCCCAGGCUGCGAACGCGGUAUCGACGACAACCCAAGAUCCCAGUACAGAAACUCAAUUGCCCCCCGCAGUCUUGCCAGAGCUAUCUCCAUUUCCUCCACAGGAGGCACGGGACCAGGACCGGAUAUCCAGGACUCUGCGAAACCCUUUGCAGGCACAGAUUGGUUCGCCCUACGAAGGGCUUGGAAACAAUGAAACCGCACCAGACAUGCCUUACCGCUCAACUCAGGCAUGGUAG